UGGGGGUGGUUCUGAGAUGGCACCGCUCGCACAAGAGGACGGCGAUCUCGCAACGUUUCGGCUCCGUGUUCGCUGUGCUCUUCAAUUGCGAUGAUCGCUCUCUCAUUGUUUGUUACCUCGUUCCCUGCGAAGGCUUACAAGAAGGCUCCGGACAGCGUGGGAGACCCUGACAGUAUGAGGGAGCAUCGAGUUCAGCGCGCGUUCGAGUGUAAGCAUCUUCUGUCCCCCAGAGAUGUCACAUGCAUCAGGUCAUGGUACAAAGACGUCGAUGCCCAGGAAAUCUCAACGGCACAUAUCCUUGACAAUUAAUUGCACGAGACCUAGCACAUUACCAGUCGCGUGGAAAUAUUUGUUUGGUCCCGCUCGCCUCAGGCAGUUCCUCUCUUUGUCUCUCUCUCUCUCUCUCUAUCUCGGGAACGUCGCAGAGGGGGGAUGAGGAUUAGGGGUGUGUGUGUGUGUGGAUACAAUGGCCAGGGCCAUGACACCGCUCAAAUUCCAUGGCCCCUUUUCCUUUCAAUGCGCCCCCUGGCCUCCCCCUCGUCCGCGCAUAUGCUUCGGGCCAUGAUGCGCUAACCCUCCACUUCUUGGCCCCUUUUCGGCGCACUCGGCUCUUGAUCGGAACACCGCGACAGACACGACGACGACAGGUUUUGAUCGCCAGCGUUCCUCCAUCUACCAACCAGCCUGCAUGACUGCGAACAUAUUUGUCUCAAGCGGCGCCCCCUCUGGGUUCCGCCAUGGCCUCUGGCCUAGAUGGGUCGGGCCUAGCAGAAGCACUCGGUGAUAUGAACCCAUUCCAGGCACCAGCUCGAGCGAUCCAGGAGUUCUUUGGCGAAGGAGACGCCAACAAUGAUCCCAUCCUGGACAUGGCGCAUCGUGACCCUGCCAUGGCGUCACGUUUCCUCAAGGCGACUAUGCUGAUGGGAGGUCUGACCAGCGCGUUCGCAUUUGUUGUUUCUGUGGUGAUGCUCUGCAUGUACUGGGUGCCGUGGGGUCACUGCGACCGGCCGCUCCGCUGGUGGCUGCUCCUGAACUGUUUGAUGCAGUCACUCCAGGUGCCCCUCCGGCUCGUCUGCUUCGAGAGUUUACGGAUCGCCGAACUGGCUCAGCGGGAUAUAUCUGGAGCCAUUAACGAUCUGGCGGGUUCAGCGUCGUGGCAGUUCAGCAAGCUGACGUCGCUGUUGACGUAUUUCUGGCUCAUCCUGGGCGUUGUUUGGAUCAUCAAUGCAGAUGGUUGUAGUGAAUGCCCUUAUUUGCUCAUCACAACCGCAUCUAUGCUUGGAAUGUCUUCUCUGCGGAUUUUUACCGCAUUCGCUGGCUUCCGUGCCUUCUUCACAUAUGAUGCUGCAGGCGGCGGCGAAGCUCCCAAGGUGGCGCCUGCUCAACCAGCCCAGAUCCGCGCCCUCAAGCUGAUACGAUUCAUAAAGGACGGCCAGGUUGAAAGCAGCCAGCAAGGCCCAACUUGUGCUGUGUGCCUGGCCGAGUAUUGUGACAGGGACGAGUUACGUGAGCUACCAUGUGGACAUCGUUUCCAUAAAAACUGCGCAGACACGUGGCUUGCGAAGAGCAAGCGGUGUCCGCUGUGCAUGGGAGCUAUUGAUGCAGUCAAGUAUCGUGUCUGGUGCCCUUGCCACAAGCGCAAGUCCUACCACGGCCACCGCGAUUGAUCACCAGAACUGAGCCGCGCUCUCAGGGUUCGUGGCGUGCCAGAAGAGUAGAAAAAUGGGAUGGGACCGUGAGUGUGUACCAAACGCAUGUGUGUACACAUAGAUGCGUAUACGCCUACGUGUAUACGUAUAUGUAAUGAAUGAUCUGUUCUUCGAAUACGUAUGCAGAGAUAAUAUUUAUGCCUUUAUAUGUUUGCUUGUUUGUAGGUACGCAUGUAUAUGCGCAUCUGUGAAUAUCUACAUGCAAGUCGACGAGCACCAUCAUAUGUUGCCACUUAUGUUGCUGUAGGGCUAGUGGCAUUGAGGUGCUCGGAGCGCCGCCCGAGCGCAAGUUAAUAGUGCAGCAGUUGUGUUCUGAUAGUUGCCGUUGCUCCUUGACGUCUCACCUAGGUUCGACAUUUGCGCCCCAGAGAGGAACGGUUCUUCCAUCUGUGUGGUGCUACAUUUGGUCA
This is a messenger RNA of Prorocentrum cordatum, 2119 nucleotides long. Lineage: Eukaryota; Dinophyceae; Prorocentrales; Prorocentraceae. The record is from the annotation of a GenBank genome assembly.